Molecule: messenger RNA, 1719 nt
Organism: Theileria equi strain WA
Lineage: Eukaryota; Apicomplexa; Aconoidasida; Piroplasmida; Theileriidae
Exons: 2
Coding region: 1-1719 (572 amino acids)
Source: RefSeq, a predicted model, not a curated record
AUGAUUCAACACAUUGAGGAUAAUGGUUGUUUUACAUUUGAUGAAUUCGUUGACUCCAUUGUCCUCGAGAGGAUUUUCAACAUUAACGAGAAUGACUUGUUCCUGAAGUUGGCAGAGGGAAUUAAGCAAAAAUUCCACCAUCCCAGUAGCUAUGGCUCUAUAAACAUAUUUAUGCGGGCCUCUUUGGCUAGUGGGAGCUACAAAUCGCAUUCUGAUGCUUCAUUCUCCGGUGAAGCCAUGAGGAACGGUCUCUCCAGACCAAAAAGAUCGCAAAACCCGUCGAUUCUCGAUUGGUUCAAAAAGGCUGAAGCUAAGCCCGCAGAAGUUGAGUCAAGUAUGACAAAUUUUGAGGUUGAGGAAGUUAUUCCUAUAGACGUUGACACAUUUGGGACUCUGAUUAUAUCAAGUGACAUGAUUUCGUUUUCUUCUGAUUCUGAAGAUGAGUGCGAAGGGGCAACGUCACAAGUUUCUGAUUCCACACUUGAGAAACCUUUAUCAAACGUUGAGGCGUUAAAAAAGGAACAAGAUAACGAUCGCAUCAUUAUAGAGUGUGCUAAUAAUUCUGUUGAACUUGCUCAAGUUAUGGAUGAUAAAAAUGUGGAGGAAUCUCAAGAGGAAAUAGAACAGGAGGAAACUAUAGACUUGGAGAAAAGUGAUACGCAGGAUAUGACCAGCACAACUGACAAUACAGAAGCAGAUGAAGGAGAAGUGCAAGAAGAUAACCGAGUUUCUCUAGGAACAAACAUUAUAGUACUGCACGGUAACAAUAAUGUCGUUGGUUGCUACUGGUUAUUAUCCAAGGUCUAUGGCAUAGAUAUAAAAACACUGACACUUUAUCCGGAUCCUUUGGAGCUUGAUUUUAUCCUAGUUCAGAAUCGUCAGGUACAACAUAUUUGCUGCAAAAUUAUGCAGAAUCAUCUGGCAUAUUGUAAUAUGAGUAUAGUAAGGGAUGUGCUAAUGAAUAAAAAUAGCAAAGUUUGUAUACUGGAGAAUUUUGAAUAUUUAUCUCCAGAAUUUCAGCUAUUGACAAAUAAAUGGUUAAGCAGAAUAAGUGACAAGGUAUACAUUAUCCUUUGUAAUGGAGUAAACAACAUUGAUUUUCGGAUUAGGUCCUUUGCGUUGUUUUUUAGAAUUUGCAAUGUUAAUGAGAAGGAGUUUGUGGAUCAUAUACAUAAAUUAUGCCUUGAAACUUCAAAGAAUAACUUCAAGGGGUGUUUGUCCCGCUUGAAUAUAACCGAGAUCGUGGGUAGGGUAAACUAUGAUAUUCUUUUAACCUACAACACAGUAUCUGCUGCACAAAAGAAUUAUAUUGCCGCAUUGCGCAGGUUAAAAAUUCCAAAUAGUCAAAGAUUUUUAAGAAAUUUGGUGAAUAUCAUCGUGCAGGCCAAAAUAUCGGACAUUAUUUCUCAUAAUAUAGAUCGACUUAUAUCGGAUUUGUUUGCAGAGUAUGGCAGAUGCCACAUUGAUAGCUUACUUUACGAUCUUUACACCAACUUGGUGAAAGUUGGUGGUUCGGAUAUCGAAAAGAUAAAGUGUGAUAUUCACACAUUGAUGGCUGAUGUAUUUGUAAUGAGUAAUGACAUAGCUGCUAGUAGGCAGAGUAUUAUCACAGAUUUGGAUGAUGAUUUUGUUCCGACAGUAUACGAUUCCAAGAUUAGCAAUAUGAAAUCACUUGUGACUACAAUAAUACAGCGAAUACAAGAGAUUCGAACAACUUAA